GUUUCUCUUCUUUAUUGUCAUGCCUCUCAUCAUAACCCUUUCCAAACCCGUGAACGCGUCUCGGUAUACGACUUUGUUGAAUACCUUGAGCAAGCCGGAACUGAGAAGCUAGAUGUCUAUGAUUAUACUAUCGAUGAUCCUAAUCAGCGAACAAAGGCAAUGGCUAUUCAUGAUGUAAUAGCAUAUUUCAAAAAACCAGCAGACCAACGUACCGCACUAAACUUUUUGGAUAUUGAAAAUCGCCGUGGAGACUACUGUCCGACACCUAUCAUUCUCCAUAGUCUUUUGUCCUCGCUUUCACAACUGAGCUCAGCGACCCAUAAUGACAGAGGCAUGGCAAAGACCAAUUCGACCUGGACUAAACAACUACGCGAAUUCUUUUUACUAUCUAGUAAAAAUGCGAUAUCGCAAAUCCAUGCUGAUACUGCUGGAUAGUUAACAUAUAUCAUGAUUCUCCAUGGGCGGAAAAUUUGGUAUUUUCCUCGACAUGAAUAUGAAAGCGGAUGGGUUAUGCCACCGGGUCUUCCACACGCCGUUUUUACUCCAGACGAUACACUGGCUGUAGGGGGCAAUUUCUAUACUGCACCCCUGUUUGGAUCUAGUCUUUGGAGUGUCUGGCAUCAAGAAUAACACCCUGCAACCUUCAGUAACGAGGAUCUCAGUAAACAAGAUUAUAUCAAUCUCUCUAUGAUUAUUGAUCAUGCUACAGACCUGAUGAUAGGUCCCCAAGUGGCGAGUAUAGCAGUAAAAUACGCACUCUGG
Molecule: messenger RNA, 762 nt
Organism: Aspergillus sclerotioniger CBS 115572
Lineage: Eukaryota; Fungi; Ascomycota; Eurotiomycetes; Eurotiales; Aspergillaceae
Exons: 3
Source: RefSeq, a predicted model, not a curated record